Molecule: messenger RNA, 882 nt
Organism: Pocillopora verrucosa
Lineage: Eukaryota; Metazoa; Cnidaria; Anthozoa; Scleractinia; Pocilloporidae
Product: adenosine receptor A2a-like
Biological process (GO): G protein-coupled receptor signaling pathway
Cellular component (GO): plasma membrane
Molecular function (GO): G protein-coupled receptor activity
Source: RefSeq, a predicted model, not a curated record
AUGAAUUGGUACUGGAUUCUUGGCUGGAUUCCUUCAGUAUUUGCUAUUUUUGGAAAUGGAGCGGUGAUUUAUCUGAUUUGCGCGAGGCCCAGACUCAGAAACGUCCCAAACCACUUCGUACUGUCUCUAGCCUUUGCGGAUUUCGGUGUAGGUGCUUGUUGUUUUCCAGUGCAAUUCAUAUGCAGUUUAAAUGCAUCAAACUGCAGAAAUCAAAUCGCCGAUGAUAUUGCCGUGCUGAUGAUUUACUCUUCGAAUAUUAAUCUAUGCGCGAUGACUAUCGACCGCUACUUGGCCAUUGUACGGCCUCUAACCUACAUGUCAUUGAUGACAACGAGGCGGGCUCGAUAUCUGGUCGCCUUCUCGUGGUGUGCGCCGUUGUUUUCAUAUUUUGUCCCUGCGCUCUGCACCAGUCUCUGUGGUUGUACUAUAAACGUCAGCAUCACUGUCGUCGUGUGGACCUCCAUGUUCGAGUUCAUUCCAUGUGUUUUACUUCUGACUGUAACCUCAAAAAUAAUAAUAACUGCAAAGAGACACUGUCGACAACUUGCGAAGAUGAAUAAUCAAUUGCAACAUAACCAGCCGAAUCAUAAAGGUCAAAAGGGGGUUUCAUCGGCGCGUGUAAUUGCAACAGUUGUGGCUAUUUUUAUUGCAUGCUACGCGCUUGAAGUGUACAGCUCUUUAUGUCAUUUUACCAAGUUCUGCGAGUUAACAAAGGAUCUGCGCAGAGCUGUGUUUUUUCUGGUUGUAACAAACUCGGCAGCAAACCCGAUCGCCUAUGCCUUGUAUAAAUGUGACAUAAAAAGAGAGCUCAGGAAAACAUUCUGCAAAUGGAGAUCAACUACAGCAGUCAGGCGAUCCACAAGUCUUUCAACAAAGGCAUGA